Sipha flava (yellow sugarcane aphid) is the source of this 908-nucleotide messenger RNA. RefSeq lists its product as uncharacterized. The transcript has 6 exons. The record is from RefSeq and is a predicted model, not a curated record. The coding region runs from base 173 to 844 and encodes 223 amino acids. Lineage: Eukaryota; Metazoa; Arthropoda; Insecta; Hemiptera; Aphididae.
UUUAGAUUCGGAUAUUACUUUUAAUUCUGAUGUCAACUGUGUCACAACGCUCUUCCGAUCACCACACGUCGCGCUGCACUAUAAUAUUGACUGCAAUCUUUUCACGUGACCGUGCGCGAUCACAUUUCACGUAUAGGAUAUUUUCUCCGACAACCGCGGCCCCUUAGCACAAAUGAUUGUCAAUUUAACGUACUUCAAAAAACAAUGGCCGGGUUUCUCGUCUUUCGGAAUUACAAAUUGUAGAGCUUCAAGUCCAAACCCUCGUAGAACGCUGUACACGUUGACAGCUCUACAGUUCUGGCUACAGCUACUUUCGAUCAUAUUUUUGGCCAGCUGUGUUUUGAGCCAAUGGUACUCCGAUCAAUUCCACAAAUUUUCGCAUCUGAAUCCGAACGGUUAUAGAUUUGUAAAAUUUAACUACCAUGCCUCCAUAGUAUUUCAAAUAAGCGAUUUUAUUGUAUCAGUGUAUGCAAGUUUCCAUUUAAGAAAUGCCACGUCCUUGUACAACAAUAUACAAGACGUCAGAAUAUGGAUAGUGGUCAAUAACAUAUAUCUAUUAUGGACGUUGACGUGUUUCAUUUUUUCCUCAAACACCUGCGAGUCCAGCAUUGAGAUAUGUAUUAGAGCGACGACGGUAGGCUUGUUUGCCUGCUACAAAGUGUACAUUGUCUAUGAGAUUUACAAGAACGAUAAAUCGUCGUACAUAUUUUUGGAACAGGGUUCGAUGUUCACAAACGACUCAUCAAAAUUGUCGAAUAAUGGGAAUCAACCAUCAAUACCCGGAGUUGGCCGACCAGUUAUUUUGGAAGUGUUGACGGAAGUAGAAGAACAAGAGAAAUUCUAAUCAAUAUUCUACGCUAAAAUGUUAACUAACAAUAAACAAAAAGUUGUGUACAAAAAUCUUAAAA